UCUUUUUCAGAUGCCAUUAUUAUUAUCAGAAUCGAUAUUGGAAUAAAAAUGAGUUGUCUCUCUUUAUAAAGUGAUAUACAUCUUGUACAGACCAGGAAUAACAAAUGUAAUGAGCUAAUGUCUACAGUGACUGUGUAUGGAACCGACGUUUGAUAAGAUAUGCGUUGUCAGCUGGGUCUAUAACUAAAGGCUGUUCCGUAAUGGAAAGCAGAAACACAUCGUAUGACGAAGAAAGAGGCUCAGACUUUGAUGGUUUAUAAGAAUUGAAACGCAAGAAAAUGUAAUGUCUGAUUCAGAAAUUUCCUUAAGAAUGGCUCAAGUCCAAGUGUCCCGUAUUAGCGAAAAGUCAGAACAAACAGAACCCAACGAAUAUGUAAAGAAUAGUGGCGAAGGAUCAUGGCCAUGUCAUCAAAUUGGACCUCGACCAUGCCAUCCUCCUCUUUUCGGACCGCCAUAUCACCAUCCGCCACAUCAUCCACCUCCAUUUGAACCAGGCCAUCACCCUCCACCGUUUGGAUCGCCACAUCACCAUCCACCACGUCACCAUCCGCCACAUCAUCCACCGCCAUUUGAACCAGGCCAUCACCCUCCACCGUUUGGAUCGCCACAUCACCAUCCACCACGUCACCAUCCGCCACAUCAUCCACCGCCAUUUGAACCAGGCCAUCACCCUCCACCGUUUGGAUCGCCACAUCACCGUCCGCCAUGUGGACCAGAUCCUCGCCUUCAUUCUUUCGGACCGCCACAUUGUCAACGACCAUUUCGACAGGCCCAUCACCAGCAUCAUUUUGGACCGCCACGUCCUCCAUCAUUGGAACCACGGCACCACCUUCAUUAACCACCAUCAGUCGGACCCUACCAUUCGAACCAAGAUUCUGAAAAACAUUGAAGGGAGCCAUCUGUUUGUACAUGUACAAUAAUUACUAAACCAGUUAUUCAUAAUGGUACUACUAACAAAUUAGUUUACGUUUGCCAUAGAUAUGUAAUAGAAAGGUAAUCUAAGAAAAAAAUAUUUAUGCAAUGAGAUUAAACUAAAGGCAAAAUAAUAUUUUAAA
This is a messenger RNA of Mytilus californianus (California mussel), 1055 nucleotides long. Its product is annotated as histidine-rich glycoprotein-like. The record is from RefSeq and is a predicted model, not a curated record. Bases 284 to 838 code for a protein of 184 amino acids. The transcript is spliced from 3 exons. Lineage: Eukaryota; Metazoa; Mollusca; Bivalvia; Mytilida; Mytilidae.